CGAAAGAAAAAAAAGGGAGAGCAGCGGUACCAAAACGAAGGGUACGCGAACCCGUCUCCAACUUUGUCUGUCACACUCCGGCGCACUGAUGACCGCAAAGGACGCGGAAGUCGGUGAGAUUUGCGUUAGCUUAGACAGAUUGGCCGCCUGGGUAGGAGAAUGAGCCACGCUCCAUUAGCGUACUGUGACGUCAUACUGUAAUAUACAUUCAAGAAUCAUGACGUCAUUUGUUCUGAAUACCAGUUCUUGUGACGUCACAAUAAAAUAUGUUGCAAACAGACUGUGAAAUGUCAGAACAUUGAUGUUGGCGGUUAAUUUAUUGUUAAUUCUUUUCCCAUAUGUAUUAUAUUAAGGAGUCAUCCCAAAAAUGAUAUUUUCUCGUCCUUAAUAAAUUUGUUGUAUCUUGGUUGCCCUUGGAUACAUCUAUUACGUCACACACGUUUCGAUAGCCAAGAGCUAAUCAAAUAUCCGCCUCAUCUGAGAAGGUACAUUUCUCCAAAUCAAACGUCGCCUUCUUCCAUAUCUGCACCAAGGCUCAAGCUUGAAUGGAGGGACGUUCCUCCUUGUGCGCGUGUAUAACGAUGAUUCCCCGCUGGCUGUCCUUGGCGUAGAUUCGAGAUCAAGCUGAAACUAUACUGAAAUAAGUGGAGUCCUCCAGAUCAAGCCUGAGGAUGACAUGGAAGUGUUAUUACGGUUGACAAGACACACUUUAUUCCAUACAAGAUUGCUGAUGUCUUUGAUGACCAUGUCGGACAAGAUUCCAAAUAUCUUUCCAUAGAGCUGCCGGAAAACAUGGAGGUAGCUGAUAUAAAUAACACAGAACAGUUUAUACUGGUUUGAAGCAGAGAAUCUCGGCCCGAAUCCACAUGUUGAGAGACCGUCAGUUGGAGGAGAUGGACAUUGCUGAUGACUAUUGGAGCUCUUGUUCCACACACCAACAAGCCAUACUGAGCGGAUACAGUAAAUGUCAGACCCAGUAUAUACCCUUCACCGGGAACCAAUCAUCUGAGGUCAAUUUGAGGAUAAAUAAUGGCAACAACAACGUAUCAAGAAUCCGUCUAAAUUUUGAUGUGUUUUGUGUUUACGAUUUCCACGAACAGAUGAUAGGAGACGGUGCUAGCCUCAACAUGAACAAUAACAGUAAUGACAGUGAUUCAAGUAACUGUGACGGGCAGGUACAGUCUUCCCGAUCCAUGACUUCCAUUCCUCCCAAAACGUACAAUCAAUACCUAUUGAGUUCUCGGCUGCUGGGAGUGAGGUCAAGGAACAGCUGUGACAUCCAUGGUCUUUUCUACAGAUCCCGCAACACACGGCGGGAUAGACAUUAUUCCAAGACAUUUUUAUUCGAUGCACGUACUCCGGAGUUGUCUAUUUUGUCUAGAGCGGAGAGGCUGACAGAAAUCUUCUUACAGAUGAAGCAGCAUCAGUUGGGAACCCUGGGCAUGGAGGGACAGUCGACUGAGGGAACUGCCGAAAACAAAGCCGUGUCUUUAAAGAAGCGUAAGACAUCCCCUUCCAUUCAGACGGAGAGUUUGGAGGUUAAAAAUACAGGUUCUCAUUCUGAUCUAGAGAUUUCUGGUGCUGCUGUACAGACCAUCGAAAGCUUCCAGUCUGGUCUAGACCUCACAGAUUGUUCUGUGCAGACCAACCACAGCUUCCGGUCUGGUCUAGACGUCACAGAUAGUUCUGUACAGACCAACAACAGCUUCCAGUCUGGUCAAGACGUUACAGAUAGUUCUGUGCAGACCAACCACAGCUUCCGGUCUGGUCUAGACGUCACAGAUAGUUCUGUACAGACCAACCACAGCUUCCAGUCUGGUCAAGACGUCACAGAUAGUUCUGUGCAGACCAACCACAGCUUCCGGUCUGGUCUAGACGUCACAGAAAGUUCUGCACAGACCAUCCACAGCUUCAAGUCUGGUCAAGACGUCACAGAUAGUUCUGUGCAGACCAACCACAGCUUCCGGUCUGGUCUAGACGUCACAGAAAGUUCUGCACAGACCAUCCAAAGCUUCCGGUCUGGCCUGGACGUCACAGAUAGUUCUGAAAAUAUCCCCCAUAGCUUCCAGUCUGAUAUGCAACAGCUACUUGAUGCUAUCCCCAAUAAACAGGUGCCAGAACUUCCACAAACUCUGAAGGAUCAUUUGGUUCAAAGAAUAUGUUUCUUAUUGAUUCAUGGAAAGAAGUCCAGUGGAAAUAUAUUGGAUAGAUCUCUUAUUAAUUCUUUGAAACACAACAAUAGCAGAACGUCCCUUCCUAACUCAGCUAGUUUCAACAAAAAGGAACCUUUUACUUCUGAGUUUGUGUUCAAGAAGGUGUUUGGUCCAGACGUCCGUGUUGCUAAGCACUACUGGCAUGUCCAGCCUCCAGUCUUACCACCGCCGUGUGUUAAAUACAAGAGCAAAAGUGGCGUACUUUCAAGCAACAUCAUAGGUCGGGGAACGUUUGCAGAGAUUACAGUAGCAACACUGCAUGUGGACGGACAAAGCAGACACGUUGUGUUGAAGGAACACUACAUCGACAUGGUCUCCAAAGACGAUGUGUUUCGUGAAGCCAAACUGACCAUGUACUUGGAGCCAACUGGCUGUGUUCCUGUAUGUUAUGGCUUAGUUAAAGAUGGAAUUGGUGGUCACAGUGUUGUCCUGGAGCUCAUCGGAUCGGGAACCACCCUCGGUGAUGUUGUGGGGAAAGUGACUCUACCGUUACUACACUGGUUGAGCAUUGCACGGCAGCUGGCUGAGGGCCUUUGCAAGAUCCAUGAGAUGGACAUUCUGAUCAACGAUGUCAAACCGGACAACGUGUUAGUGGAUCUGACAAAACCAGCCCCAGUUCUGAAGUACUGUGACUUCGGCCAUGGGUCCUAUAAGUAUGGUAUUGUAUUCACGGACCAGGACAUGGAACAGUUUGUCCACUUAGCUCCAGAGGUUCGUGCAGGUGGCCAGACAUCAAGGGCUAAUGAUGUGUAUGGUUUAGGCAGACUACUGGGACGUAUCGUAGACGUGUCUGGGAUUUCGGCCAUAGUACCCCUAUGUCAGAGAUGUAAGAAUGAAAACCCGGAUCGCCGGAUCUCAGCUGCAGAGGCAAGCGCUUGGCUGAAAUCAUUUCACAAAGAACAAGUGGCAGACACGACAGCAUCAUACUCAGACCCACACAUCUCCAGUGGCUACGGGUCAUCGCCCUCUUCCUCCUACGCUUCUCUGUCAGUGUGCUCGACAAGUGGUGACUGGUGGGAUUCAAAUGAUACAUGGCUUGGGGUUAAUGUUUCAGGAGCAAAUGUCCUUAUCUUACUAAUCCUCUUAAUAACCAUGGCAUUGCAUCCAUGGGUUAUCGGUCCCUGCUGUUACUCUAAGUGUUGAAUCUAUUCUGAUUCCUUUCCGGGGAAAAGGCGAGCGGAGUUGCGUCCCUUACCUGUGCCAGGAUCCUUGGGGUGUAAGCACUAUUGGGUUUCCGCGUAGAUCCUGUGAUUUUACAGCUUUGAACCCAACUCACUCAUUAACUCUCUUUGAAUUCAAUGUUAUAUCAAUUCAACGACUUCAUUCCGUCAAUAAGGACGAACCAUCUGUUACAAGUGCUAGUCAAUCGUUAGUUUGAACCUGGUUAGAAAGUUGAGAUAUAUUGAAUGACGAAACAGUUGCUGCCAUCGAUCAUGUUUAUGUGUUUACGCGCUAGGAUUCAGCCAGGUCUCUGUUAUGUGUGUGUACGCCGAUGUCGAGACUCACAGCCAACGACUGGUGUGCCUGUUCCGGGACCGAACAUACUUUAAAGGCCGCCCUGAACUGGCAUUAAUAAUGCUGACGACCGAGGCUUUGUCGAGACCUCGUGGAGUGCCCAACAUAAUUAAUAUUAAUAUGUAGAUACGUAAAUACUCGCUUACAACCUGAUAUUAUUACAUCAUCUUUUGAGUAUCAGAACCAGGAAAUAUACCAGAAUAUCACUGUACCUUAGACAUCUUUUCACAUUCAAUAUACAAUUAUACAAUGUCAUAUUAAAUGUGUUUGUAAGAAAUAUCCUACAUUUUUAACCCUUUUUUUUCUACAUGAAUAUUACUUCAACAUGUAUCCAUCUUUACAUAUGCAUGUAUUUCCCAGAUUUUGAUCUGAAUUUAUUGGUAAUGAAUAUGUGUGCACAAUAGUUAAUAAACGCAUGUUUUACU
This is a messenger RNA of Haliotis rufescens (red abalone), 4153 nucleotides long. RefSeq lists its product as uncharacterized. The coding region runs from base 867 to 3356 and encodes 829 amino acids. Gene Ontology annotation, biological process: protein phosphorylation; signal transduction. Gene Ontology annotation, molecular function: protein kinase activity; ATP binding. Gene Ontology annotation, cellular component: cytoplasm. The record is from RefSeq and is a predicted model, not a curated record. The transcript has 3 exons. NCBI's taxonomy places the organism in Eukaryota, Metazoa, Mollusca, Gastropoda, Lepetellida, Haliotidae.